Vollenhovia emeryi is the source of this 4881-nucleotide messenger RNA. RefSeq names its product synaptotagmin-5 (gene Sytbeta). The record is from RefSeq and is a predicted model, not a curated record. The transcript has 10 exons. Gene Ontology annotation, biological process: cellular response to calcium ion; regulation of dopamine secretion; regulation of calcium ion-dependent exocytosis. Gene Ontology annotation, molecular function: calcium-dependent phospholipid binding; syntaxin binding; clathrin binding. NCBI's taxonomy places the organism in Eukaryota, Metazoa, Arthropoda, Insecta, Hymenoptera, Formicidae. Gene Ontology annotation, cellular component: membrane. Bases 655 to 2289 code for a protein of 544 amino acids.
GCGAAUCGUCGUUUUCUGGUGGUGCACGACGAGCCCUGGCACUGGUCGGGCGCGUAUAAAGUCAGUCGGGCUAGCCCAGUAUCGCGGCACCGUGAUACCCGGUGACACACAUCCAUGUCAGGUCGUGAUAGACGCACCGAGAACGGGGAUCGAAAGUCGCGACAAAAGUAUUGUGUAUUUUCAUACGUGAGAGUGCUGGAAUGAAUUUAAUCGUGUGACUGGGUGGUAACCGUGCCGAUCGCGACACUCGUAAUAACAGUUAGUAUACCGAGAUUCUAACGAGGGUGAAGAAUACAAUUAAUCAUUAUUGCGUGUCGCGAGGCCGAGGCAGUCCGCUUGUUGUUACUACUUGGGCGACCGACGACGAAUCGGGUACAAAAGUGAUAAGGUGGGUAACGCCAGGUUCGAGUCAUCGAGUUAACAUCCUUUGUUAAUUAUUACGGACGAGUUUCUGCCGCGUUAAACGUCGCGCACAUUGCCGAGGAAAGGAUAGCAAGCGACUUGCCUCGCGGCCGCGACUUUCCAACUCGGACAGUUGUUUUGGACGCGUUCGUCAAAGUGCCGGACAAAUUGUCAGAGGUUCUGGGCGAUGUCCUGGAGCUAUGCGGCGGAGGCGGAGGUGGCGGUAGCGGUGCUGCAACCGGAGACAGGAACAUGUCGAGCAACACGUCGUCGGGUGGAAGCGCGGCUACUAAGAUCGGGGCAGUGACAGGGGUAGCGAUAAUCAAGGGUAGAUGGGCCCAAAGAGGCACGAGAUCGCCCCUCUCUUCCGUCGCUAAUACCGAUAGUGCCGACAGUACAACUUCGACCAGUUCGGAGGAAUUUAACGUCGCGAAGGAACAACAUGCGGUACAACCGUCGAUAACAGAAUCGGGCUUGCCCCAUCAGAGUCGCAGUUAUCCAGGCGGUGGUGGAAGUGGCAGUCGAACGCUGGCAAGAAAUUCAUCCGUCAGCUCGCAGAGUUCGGUGGAAGGUGCAUCUUGUUCUUCGAACCAUCGUGGAUCGUCACCUCAAAUUAGAGCGUUCGGACCGGACGGACGGCAUCACGCUCGACAUGAUCCUUUACACACCGCCUCUUCGUAUCCACCUAGCAGAAGCUCGAGAUCUCCUUCACCAGCUCGUGCGGCGUCCUUGGAUGCACGUUGUGCAAGUCCUGCCAGUUACACGGGCAGCCUGCACAGUGGAAAUGCGUCACCUUCACAGACUUCUUUGUCGUCCGUAGCAACGGGUGUAAGUUCCACUUGCGGGUGUUCGCCGAUGAAUGCCGUUCAAAGUACUUCCAGACAGACUAGUCGUUGCUUAUCGCCCCUUCUCAUCCCACCGCCACGUGCUUCCGUAAGUAGCGACGGUGGCCCCAUACCGCCUGCUUCUCCACUUGGUUCUUUACAACCGGACCUUUAUCAAAGACGCGACGGUCCUGUCUUUCUCAGUGCUCGCAGGACAGGAAAGCAUUUGGGUAGGCUUCAUCUGCGCUUGAGAUACGACUUUGAUAAAUCGGAUUUGGAUGUGCACUUGAUCGAGGCACACGAUCUCGCAGGCAGCGAUCAGGGCGGUUUCAAUGAUCCCUACGUCAAGCUGACUCUCAGCCCAGAAGUGGAUAGCAGGAAAAGACAAACGCAGAUCCACCGGAACGAUCCAAAUCCGUUUUUCGAUCAGCAUUUCAAAUUUCCCGUCAGCUACGAAGAGCUGCAGGAAAAAACUCUAGUUUUACAGGUAUUCGAUUAUGAUCGUUUCUCGAGAAAUGAUGUAGUGGGCUCGGUGAGAGUAGCCAUGGAUAGCCUCGAACUGGCCUCUUCCACUUCCUCGGUAGAAGUUUGGGGUGAAAUAGCGAGAGAACGCAAACCACCGGAAGAGAUUCAAGAGGUUCUAGUUUCAUUGUCUUAUUUACCGAGUGCCGAGAGGCUCACGGUUCUUAUGAUGAAAGCGAGAAAUCUGUUUCCUCAACAGGACAAGGAGACAUUGGAUCCUUUCGCAAAAGUUAGUCUUCUUUGUGGAGAAAGAAGAGUAAAGAAGAAGAAGAAAACGGCCGUUAGGAGGGCAACGACAAAUCCCGUUUGGAACGAAGCGAUGUCGUUUAAUAUACCUGCCUCAUCACUCGCAUCAUCGGCUAUAGAGAUAUGUGUGCUGGACUCGAGCAGCGAAUUGAUCGGCGGAAACGCCAUUAUUGGAUCCUGCAUCAUUGGACCAGCUACAGGCGCGGACAGCGGUAACAGUCAAGGACGAGAACACUGGCUUCAAAUGACGCAGUCACCGAGGAAGCAAAUCGCUGAGUGGCACACGCUACACUAGUUUGAUCGUUUCUACGAUCUAGCCGUUUGAUCGCCCGAGUAAUUCGCGUCCUUGAUCGAAGGAAAUACAAUCUGUCGUCGUGUAACGUCGUAACGAAUAGUCAAAUGACCAUAUACAUAUACGAAAGGUAUAGCGAUAUAUUAUAUGUAAAGUGGCAAAAAAAUAACAUGUACCUAUUUCUCCACUGUCUCAACUAAAAAGACAAAAAAAAGGGAAGAAAAACCCAGCGACAUGUUAAGAAAUCAUUCUUCUGCACUUUUAUAGAUAUAUUAAUAAUCGUUAAAAAUCCAUAACAUUCUGGUGCGCAUCAACAUUCGAUGCGCAAAGAGAAACAAAGUAACGGCAUGAAUAUUCUUCGUAUGUCCAUGAACUAACAGGCACUAUGCAAUCGUACUUUCGUUGACUGCACAACAUUUUGCGCUAUACGCGUGAUCUAACUGUACAUUUCUUAAUUUUGGAUACUUGAACGAUUUAGAGGUGUAGUUUUUAAGUAAUAUUGAUGCUUUAAUACAGAUUCUCCGAAGUUACAAUGAAGGAAACGUGAUCCAAACUGUGAAGCAAAAGCAGAGACAGAUCUCGCGUUUCGCUUAACAGAUCAAUAAUCAAACGUACAAAGUAAUAUUUUAAGAUAAGACAAUUAUCACAAAAUCCAAGUACGCUGAUCGAAUCUAUUGUCUUGACUAAGAAGCUACUUUCUCUCAGGUUUAUCCCAUAUUUCUCUAAUAAUUAUGCUUCUUCUUCUUCCUCCUACUCCUCUUUUUCGAGAAAAAAGAAAAUUACAUAUAUCGGAAGCCUAAAUCAUUGGGUGACAAAUAUGGCCUAUAGAAGAGUAUUUAAAGUACGCCGUGUCUAUAGCUUACAGGCUAAUCGAAAAGGCCUAAUAACCCCGUGAAUGAGCAUGCUAAUCGCAACAGCGUAUUGACUGUGUCGUUAUCGCUGUGUAUUUUGUCAAGUGUGUAAUUCAUAUGCUAAAUAAAUUGAAACAUAAUGUGUGUGUAAAGGAAGCAAGUACGAGACGUAUUUCGUUUAGUAUCAAACUUGAUUCAAACAAUAGGCGAUCUUAAAUAUUCAUUUGUCAUUGAUCUUUCUCUCAACGUUGUCGCUUACAGGUACGCGCAUUUAUUUAUUUUCUUACUGAACGACGGAAAAUUAAGUCUGGUUUUUACAUGAAUCAAGUAUUACAAACGUAUCCGACCAAAGUCACCAUAUCACAUUGAUAAUUUAUGCUUUCAUUAUCGAGCCUAUUAGUUUUCACUUUAAAUGUCGAAAUAACAGCCUGCCGGCUAUCAAAGAGUUUAAUCGUAUAUAUGUAUAUCGUUAUGUUUAAGUGUCUGCGAUUUGUCAGUCGAAUUGCAUUGUAGUGACCCAUUGUUGGAAAAAGAGAAUUAAAUGUUAAUAUGAGCGUUAAAUAUAUCAUUAUAAAAUAAAAAUUAUAAUGAUUAUAAGUAUAAAUAUAUACAAAAAACUGUUAAGAGAAAAAUCAUUAAAAAUCUUUCUAGAUGAGAAGAAACGUUUCCAUCACGUGGAAACGUAGUCCGAAUUGUACGCUUAAAACUUAUAUACAUAUAUUUACGGUAUUUCUAUUAUAUAUAUACACAUAUAUAAAAAAUAUAUAGUAGAAUUAGAAAUAUCUUAUAUGUGCAGCUGCAAUUGUGAAGGUGGACAUUAGUAAUAGGGAUUUUCUACAACAAGUCUCGAGUUCAAUUCUCUUCUUAAAGUUAAAAGCAGAAGUUUUAUUAUUAAAUAAUAAUAAAAAGUUUAAAAAAAUACAGCGUGUCCGCUAGUCUUGCGUCUAUAAGAUUUUAAUUUUGAAACAUAAAUGUAAAAGAUAGAAAUUAUGCUUUGCGAGUGCUUUGUGAAUGAUAUCGAAAGAGAAGUGAUGUGGAAAAGAGCAAAUCAAUUUGGACAAUAAGAACGAAAUGCUUACUUGAAAAUCAAUUUAGAUAAAAUAAUUAAAGGGUCAAGUGUAAUAUUUUGAAUGUUUUAUAUACACAUACAUCAGUUCUUUAAAUCAAGUUUGACUUAUCAAACAUUCGUAGCCAUUAUUGAUUUUCCAUUAAAUAAGGUGAAAGAGUGAAUCGAGUGAUUUAAAAAGUAUCACGAAAUGAAAAGAGAUUAAUUUAUAUCAUUUGUUGGUACGUGGAUAUUAAUUUAAAACUAAAUAAUUCGGUUAAAAUGAUUGAUAUAUUUUCAAAUUAAAGUCUUACUUUCAACAUUUCUAAGAUGACUAGCAUUUUGCUGAAUACUUUUCCUUGUAGAGCUAUUUGUAAAGUCAGGAUCUUCACUGCACUACGAACAGUUUUUUAAAUCGCUCGACUAGUUGACCUUGUAUUAUCGCUAUUACUGAUCUCCAUUUUUCCAGCUGCGCUAUAUUAAUAUAAACAUACACUUGACAAAUGGUCUUAUAUGUUUACCGUCGUACAAUCAUCUUGAGUGUCUGCUGAAAUGUACUUUCGAUAUUGCUAUAUUCUACCACGUCAGUGAAGAGUUGUUUAUAAAGCGUACUUACACAAAUUCUCGUUAUAUAAGAGAAGCUCAAUUUUUUUCCAAGCUUAGGUCAAAUUAUAUUUAUACAAUAAAAAAUUAACUCGA